Physella acuta is the source of this 2958-nucleotide messenger RNA. Its product is annotated as ATP-dependent zinc metalloprotease YME1 homolog. Lineage: Eukaryota; Metazoa; Mollusca; Gastropoda; Physidae. The record is from RefSeq and is a predicted model, not a curated record. Gene Ontology annotation, biological process: protein quality control for misfolded or incompletely synthesized proteins; mitochondrion organization. Gene Ontology annotation, molecular function: ATP hydrolysis activity; metalloendopeptidase activity; ATP-dependent peptidase activity. Gene Ontology annotation, cellular component: mitochondrial inner membrane.
GUCGCUUGUUAUUAAAAAAUCUGGUAAAUGUAGUUUCAGUCUUGUCGGUCACCGUUUUAUAAGCCUGACUUUAAAAAAUCAAUAAUUAAUAAAUAACAGUAAAUAUUGCAUGACGUAAAACUAAAACGACAAGCGAUACAACAUAAACAACAGUAAAACAAAAAUCAUAGGCUGGACAGAAGGCUCUGCUAGAUUUGUAGCUUUAAAAUAACAAAAGAUUUCAGUACUUCACUACGCUACCAAGUCCAAAAGCGAAACAGAAUGUCGUCAGCAUUGGCGCAGUCGUUCUAUCUUUGCCAGCAGACUCAGAUUGCCGCAGCAGUCUCUCACUUAACCUCUUUUGUGGGUAGUGUCAGAGCUAUGUCCAGUCAUAAAAACAGAUCAGUAAAUCACAGUAGCAAGCACAGUGGACACACACAAAGUGUAACAUCAGGACAGGACAAGAAAAGAGAAUUAGAUGAGUUCCAACCAUUACAAAUAUCUGAUAUGAAAAUAAUUUUCAAAGACAUGACAGCCAUAUUAACCACUCCAACCACUGCCUUAGCUGGUAAAAAAACAAACUGGUCACAGUGUCAUGUAUCAGCCAGUACAUUCUUUGAGAACAAAACAGGUUUCCCUAAAACACAUUUACUAGCAGAUAACCAUUCGACUUUGUCAACUGUAAAGACAGCAGCACAAGACCCAUUGUUCAGAAAAAUAUUUAAAUCUUUGAUAAGUUCACAUUAUAUACAGCAACGCGGCUUUAAGACACACAGAUCAGAGCGAAAUCUUGGAGUUGGUGUUGGCUCUAAGAAAGAUUCACCAGAUUCAUUUCUUGACAACUUUCAAGACUUGUUUGGCGGUCGCUCAGAGAAGCAAAGUGACCAACAAGGAACAAAAGUCGGCAACCUGUUUAACCCAACUUCACUUUCUUCUAAGUCUCAUUCUGAUCUUGAUCCUGAGUUGGACAAAAAACUCAAGAUAGCAUUUGCCGAAGGUUAUAGAGCUAAAGAAGAGGUUCCGAAGAAAAAGUGGCCAGGUAUAAGAAAUUUCAUUAUUUUGGCAUUUAUUUUGUGGCUUGCCUACCAAUUGCUGAGUGCUAAGAUUUCAAUAAAAACAGGUGGCUCACUUGGUUUUCUGAACAGCAUUUCAUAUGAAGUAAAUGCAGAAGAUGUAAAUGUUACUUUUGCAGAUGUAAAGGGGGCUGAUGAAGCUAAACAAGAACUGCAAGAUGUUGUUAAUUUCCUUAAAGAUCCAGAGAAAUACACAUCAUUGGGUGCUAAGCUACCUAAAGGUGUUUUGCUAGUUGGUCCACCUGGAGUAGGAAAAACAUUACUAGCCAGAGCUGUUGCAGGAGAAGCUGGUGUGCCAUUUUUUCAUGCUUCAGGUUCUGAAUUUGAUGAGUUGUUUGUUGGUCUUGGAGCUAAACGUAUUAGACAACUUUUCAGUGCUGCUAAAGAACAAGCUCCAUGUAUUAUAUUCAUUGACGAAUUUGAUUCAGUAGGUGCCAAAAGGACAAGUUCUGCUAUCCAUCCUUACGCUAAUCAGACAGUGAAUCAGCUACUGAGUGAAAUGGAUGGGUUUCAACAGAAUGAAGGUAUUAUUGUGAUGGGAGCCACAAACAAGGUGGAUAACAUGGACAAAGCUCUGAGGCGCCCUGGCAGAUUUGAUGUGGAAGUCACAGUGCAGUUACCUGAUUUGAAAGGAAGAAAAGAAAUCAUUGAGUUGUACAUCAGUAAAAUCAAGAAAGAUCCAAAUGUUGAUGUAGAUAAACUAGCUAAGGGUACCACUGGUUUUUCUGGGGCUGAACUGGAGAAUUUGGUGAACCAGGCAGCACUGAAGGCAGUUAUAGAUGGACAAGACACAGUCACUAUGAGCCAUUUGGAAUAUUCCAGGGACAAAAUAAUGAUGGGCCCAGAAAGGAAGUACAGAAUACCAGAUGAAGAAACAAAUUUAAUCACCGCCUAUCAUGAGGCAGGCCAUACACUGGUUGCGUACUUCACUAAAGAUGCCACUGCCCUGCACAAAGUGACCAUUAUCCCCAGAGGGCAGUCUUUGGGGCAUACAUCGUUCAUUGAAGAAAAAGAAGUGUACAACCGAACAGUCUCACAGUUGAAGGCAGCAAUGGACACGUCCAUGGGGGGCAGGGUGGCAGAGGAGCUGAUAUACGGGCCAGAGAAAGUGACAACAGGAGCCUCAUCAGACCUACAGCAAGCUACACGAGUAGCCACAGCUAUGGUCAUGGCUAACGGAAUGUCUGAAAAAGUUGGGCUGAGGAGCUUUACAGAUGAAGUGGAGUUAAGUCCAGUACAAAGGGAAAUAAUUGACAGCGAAAUCAGACGUCUACUACAAGAAUCCUACGAGAGGGCCAGAACCAUACUCCGACAGCACAACCAUGAACUAGUCAAUCUAGCACAGGCGCUCAUGAAAUACGAAACUUUAGACAAAGAUGAGAUCAAAAUGGUUAUUGAAGGGAAAAAGUUGAACAGGACUUUAUGAUCCAUGAAAUUUAUUUUAAACUCUUGACAAACUUAUUUAACAUUUCAACUGGCAAGCCCUGCUACAAGUCGAAGAAAUGAAAUUUUUUGGAUUCCUUUGAAGCUGUUUUGUGUAACCACUGGUGUAGUACAAGUUUGCCAAAAGCCCGAGUGGUUUUAAAAAAUUUCAAGUCCAACUUUUCUUAACUCAUGAGGGGAAAAAUACAAGGUUCAUUUAAUAUUUACUUGAUAGUAACUUUUUAAACAUUUUCUUGUAAGAGCUGAUGACUAAGUUUUAAUGAUAUUUUAAAUCAUUAUUUUAUAUGACUAAUAUUCAGGAUCCAUAUUUUAGACUAACUUUGAGAUCAUUGUAGUAUUUAUAGGCUGCCCGUAUAAUUUUAUCUGCUAUUUUAGGGUGAAUUUUAACAUGUACUUUUAGUAAGUCGAACAUUUUUGUUACAAGCGGAUGGAGUAUCUGGAGGUGCUACUGACUGAAUCUGUG